Messenger RNA from Beauveria bassiana ARSEF 2860, 2619 nucleotides. RefSeq names its product Alkaline phosphatase-like protein. Lineage: Eukaryota; Fungi; Ascomycota; Sordariomycetes; Hypocreales; Cordycipitaceae. The record is from RefSeq and is a predicted model, not a curated record. Bases 1 to 2619 code for a protein of 872 amino acids. Gene Ontology annotation, molecular function: arylsulfatase activity. The transcript is spliced from 4 exons.
AUGACUGUAACCAAACGACCAAACUUUCUCAUCAUAGUAGCUGAUGACCUUGGCUUCAGUGACACGAAACCUUAUGGUUCUGAGAUUGAAACCCCGGUCCUUGAUCGGCUGUCCAAAGAUGGCAUUCGCUUGACCAACUUCCACACGGCGCAGGCGUGCUCGCCCACGAGAUCCAUGCUCUUUUCGGGGACUGACAACCAUAUCGCAGGCCUUGGUCAAAUGGCCGAGGCUGCUCAUAUGAAGAGGAGGGUCACUGGAAAGGACCCUUCAUAUGUCGGCAAACCAGGUUACGAAGGCUACCUCAACUGGAAAGUGGCUGCACUGCCCGAGAUCCUCUCGGAUGCUGGCUACCUGACGAUCAUGUCUGGGAAGUGGCAUCUGGGGAUGACACCGGAUGUCUCGCCCAGCGCCAGAGGUUUUAAGAAGAGCUUUGGCUUCCUGCCUGGAUGCGGCAAUCAUUUCAACUAUGAGCCCCAGUUUGACCAGACCGAGGAUACUAUGCUACUUACGUCUGAUGGCUUUUGGAUGGAGAAUGAGAAAAAGAUUGACAGAAAAAAGGACUUGCCAGCCAACUUUUAUUCGACCAAUUUCUUCACGGAAAAGUUCAUCGACAUUCUGGCCAACAGGACCGAGGCCGAGAAACAGCAGCCGUUCUUCUCUUACUUGGCCUACACGGCACCACACUGGCCGAUGCAAGCACCGGAGGAAGUCAUUGAGAAAUAUCGCGGCAAGUAUGACAAGGGACCGGACAGGCUUAGGCUCGAUCGCUUGGAGCAGUUGAAGAAAUUAGGUCUCGUGCCGUCUGACAUUGAAGCUGCUCCCCCUGUUGGCUUUGAGUCAGGCGUUAAAUGGGACGACCUCACGGACCAUGAGCGUGCCAUUUCCGCGAGGAAGAUGGAGGUGUACGCAGCCAUGGUUGAUUUGCUCGACCAGAACAUCGGCAGGGUGAUUGACGCACUUGAAGCUUCUGGUGAGCUGGACAAUACCUUCAUCUUGUUCAUGUCCGACAAUGGAGCAGAAGGGUCGACAUUGGAGGCAGCCCCACUCUUGUCGUCAUUCAAGACGCUCGGCGAGCUGAUUGCGGCGUACUAUGACAACAGCCUUGAAAACAUUGGCAAGCAUGAUUCAUAUGUCUGGUAUGGCUCGAGAUGGGCUUGUGCCGCCACCGCACCCUCUCGAGGGUUCAAGGGGUGGUCAACCGAGGGUGGUAUUCGGUGCCCUUGUGUUGUGCGAUUUCCGCCACUUCGCACCACUCCAGAUGCAAUCUCGCACUCUUUCACAACGGUCAUGGAUAUUCUCCCCACCGUUCUUGAACUUGCGCAGGUGCAGCAUCCAGGAGCAUCAUUUAGGGGUCGUAGUGUUGUCAUUCCGCGAGGCAAGUCCUGGAUCAACCACCUUGCCUCACCCUCCGAGAACCCUACCGUGCAUGAGGAUGAAAAUCACAUUCAUGGCUGGGAGCUGUUUGGUAACCGUGCCAUUCGCAAGGGAAACUGGAAGGCGGUGCUGUUGGCAAGGCAGGGCGGCGAUAGCUGGGAGUUGUACAACGUUGAAGAGGAUCCGGCCGAGCAGCAUGAUUUAGCAAAGUCGCGGCCCGAGAUUCUAGAGGAAAUGCUUGUACACUGGGCCACAAAAUCACGCUCAUUCGGAACUUUGGUUCAGACGACCUCGGCCUCGCCUCUGCAACGCAUCGCGCCAUGCCCGACAUACCAGUUGGCAGCGGAAGACAGGGAGUUACUAGGACACUGGCACAGAGUCGCAUACAAGGCAAUCGCUCAUGAAAGAGGCUGUGAAGGUCUCUGGCAGCAUGAAGUGACGCGUCUGGCCCUCGACCAUCCGGUGAUCCUGAAUCUUGCGCUGGCCUACUCGUCAUUUGAGCAAGCCCACACGGCGCAUCGCUCACAAACAGACGUACAAGCACACCGGAGGCGACGAAAUAUAUGCGCGGCUCGAGGUUUUCGAUACUAUGAUGCUGCGGUUGGAUUGAUGAGAAGUACUGUAGCUGUAGCGAGCAGACGGAAUGGUGCUAUUUGCCAUCUCGCUUCGAUACUCAUGAUGCUCAGCUCCUACGCAGAAGGUGCGGUCAAAGAGUUGAUACGGGAUCGAAACAAGCCACCGUCCAUGUUGAAUGAUUUGCUCGUCACCUGCCGACUCACUCGAGGCGUCAGAGCCAUUGCAGAAUCCUUUGGCGUCAUUUGGCCGAACCGUUCGGAGCUCAUACUCUUCGUCACCGAGGCCGAAGUACCAGCCCACGGGCCUCUUGAUCCGGUGCUCGAGCUUCUCGAGUCUCUGACAUUUCUGGAAGAAGAAGGAAAUGCCGCGGUUAGGCGCGUCUGCCAAACUGCACUAGAUUUGAUGAAGUGGCUGGUCGGGAAAGCGCAGACGUCUGAAUGGUGGCCUGCGCAUAGAGCUUCGCUGCAAUGGGCGGCUCUGGUCAGCGAAGAAUUCAUGCAGCUGCUGGAGGCCAAAGAGCCUGCAGCGCUGGUCUUGUUGUCCUAUGGAUGCUUCUUGGCAGAUGAUGAUUGCGGCCAUAGUUUUGUACUGACGGGCUGGAAAGGGGGGGUUUGUGCUGAGAUUCGGGCGCUAGUCGGCCCGCGAUGGGCCUGGGCGGUCUCGAGCUAA